Messenger RNA from Drosophila santomea, 851 nucleotides. RefSeq lists its product as uncharacterized. Lineage: Eukaryota; Metazoa; Arthropoda; Insecta; Diptera; Drosophilidae. The transcript has 5 exons. The record is from RefSeq and is a predicted model, not a curated record. The coding region runs from base 143 to 652 and encodes 169 amino acids.
CGCGUGACAACCCUAUUACUCAAGCCGUUGUUGUUUUUUCAAUUAAGCGAUUAUUAUUUAAAAAAGGUACGCCCACGCCCUAGAAACCAAAACAAUUUGGACAUUUUUAAAGGAUAUAUCACAGGAUAACCUUUCGAACAACAUGGUAGUGCUGAGUUCCUGCUGGUCGCCUAUCAUCUGGUCGGAUAAUGUCCGGACAGGGAGUUACGCCGUGGCCGCCUAUACGGCUGCACUAUCCGCCGUAAUGAUCACGCUGAUUUCUUAUAUGCUGGCAGGCGGGGAGUCUGCGCAGCUCUAUUCCCCGCUCUUUGAGACGGAUAUCCGUUCAUCGAUGCCCGUGGCAGGUGGAUUCUUCAUCAUCUACUUCCUGCUGAUCAUCCUGUCCUCCUAUUUGGUCUACUACGGCAUUAAGAUCAGCACUCGGGGAUGGCUACUGCCCUGGUUGGGUCUCAUUGGCCUGGCCAUUCUCUUUCAGUUUUGCUGGAGCCUUUGGCUUAUUGGAGGCUACUAUAUUUAUCUGGAGCAAACCUUCUCGGCCCUUUUAAACUUUGUUUGGGUAGCCUAUAAUAUCUAUUGCUGGCUGGUGGUCUUUUCGCAAUACCAGAUAUUCCUGGAGAUCCAGAAUCCAAACAUUGAGCUGCUCAUGCCAUGAUAGGAGAACCUUCGUACGAAAGCUCAAAUAAUGCAUUAAAAUACUUUUUGACUUGACACAUAUCAGAAGCUCCGUCCAUGCGCAUUUUUACAAUAAGAAUUCCGUACAAUUCCACAGAUGCCUACCAAAUAGUUUUAUACAAAUUUAUAUAUUUUACACACCUUUAUACACAAUCAAAUAUACUAAUGUGUAAAUCGAA